AUGUACUUGUGUGUGCAUAUGUUUGAGGCGGACGGCAAUGUGCGUUCUGAGAUCCACCUCUGGUGUGGUGACGACGUUCCCGAUGCGGCUGUCGACGAUGCCCAGCCCUUCUCUCGAAGAAUGGCGAAAGAAAACGGAUGCAAGCUCGAGAUUAUCAAGCAAGGCAAGGAGCCAGCGCGGUUCAUUCAGGCUCUAGGUGGCAUUCUCAUCACGCGUCGUGGUUCUAGCUCACGAUCCAGUUCCUCCGCUAUUUUCAUGCUCUGCGGACGGAAGCACCUAGGACAGAUGGUUUUCGACGAAGUGAACUUCUCGCCUAGCAGCCUUUGCUCCGGCUAUCCUUUCGUGAUCUCCGCUAUGUUCGGCAAGUUGUUCCUGUGGAAAGGACUCGGCAGCUCGGCAGAAGAAAUUGGUGCGGCUCGCUUGAUUGGGAUGGAUCUUGGCCUUACGGGUGAAUUCGAGGAAGUAGGUGAAGGAGAAGAGCCCGAGAGCUUUUUUGAAGUCUUCCCGCAGUACGAAAGGACAGCAGAUGAGAAGGGCGCCAAUGACUGGCAACUGAAGCCCAAGCUUGACCGGUAUCGCACGCGACUACUUCGUGUGGACCAUGAGCUUGGUCAGCAGCGGGCUGGAUUCUGGAUGCGUCGAGCCGGUUCACCCUCCCCAAUCAUUCGUCCCAACGAUACCGUGCAAGAGGUGGAUCCCUUUUGUCAGAAGGACAUUGAUGCCAAAGGAAUCUACGUCCUUGAUACCUACUUUGAGAUCUAUGUGAUUGUGGGUGAACAAGCCUCCGCCCGCGCUGCCGAAUUCGCUUCAGCGGUCUAUUUUGCGCAUGAAUACAGCAUCCUAGCGGCCUCUUUUCAAGAUCGGCCAUUCAUCCCGAAGACCUUCGUCUCCCUCAGCGGAGUUCCUGAGAGCUGUAGCAGUGUAUUCCGCAAGUGGAACACGAGCUCGUGGCAAAGUAUUCCGCAAGUGCUCCCUUUGAACGCGGCAAUCGAGGUGAUUCGCGACCCCUAA
This is a messenger RNA of Aspergillus japonicus CBS 114.51, 1011 nucleotides long. Its product is annotated as putative gelsolin repeat protein. Gene Ontology annotation, biological process: barbed-end actin filament capping; actin filament severing. Gene Ontology annotation, molecular function: actin filament binding; phosphatidylinositol-4,5-bisphosphate binding. The record is from RefSeq and is a predicted model, not a curated record. The transcript has 2 exons. The coding region runs from base 1 to 1011 and encodes 336 amino acids. NCBI's taxonomy places the organism in Eukaryota, Fungi, Ascomycota, Eurotiomycetes, Eurotiales, Aspergillaceae.